GGACUUUUAGAUAUUCACAAUGCUGGAAAAGUUCAUAAAGAUUUUUAUUUAGCUAAUAUAUUAUAUGAUGAUAAUGAAUGUUUAUAUAUAAGUGAUUUAAGAAUGUGCCAACCAGCAAAUAAUGAAAAAAGUUUUACGUGGAUAUCAAUAUACAAAAGCAUCUGA
Messenger RNA from Rhizophagus irregularis DAOM 181602=DAOM 197198, 165 nucleotides. NCBI's taxonomy places the organism in Eukaryota, Fungi, Glomeromycota, Glomeromycetes, Glomerales, Glomeraceae. The record is from RefSeq and is a predicted model, not a curated record.